UUAUGUGGCACCAACUGGGCUUUAAACAAAGGUGCACCAAGUUGUACCAAAAUUCUCUGGAAAUCCCCCUUAAAUACUUGGCAGAUGGCACUAGAAUCUAGCAUCAAACCCCUGCUCGUGAUGGACGCCAAGAAUACAGCCGUCAAGCAGCCCUCGGCGACCGCACACCUUCACACUCACCUGCUGGCCCAUGAGCGCCUCCUCUGCACGCCGCCGCCGGCGCCACCACUCCUCGUUGACGUGCCGGUGCUGAGUAACCGGGCCGUGCGCGGCGCGCUGCUGCUAACCGCCAACUACGCGGCUCUGUUUGUUGGGUCGCUUUCGUCAAGCCUACUCUCUCGGUUCUACUUUGCGCACGGUGGCGCUGACCGGUGGCUUGCGACGCUGGUCCAGUCCGCCGGUUUUCCAAUGCUGCUCCUUGUGCUUUGGGCCCGGCCGGCGGCACCCAAGCUGUUCAGUGGCUUCACGCCACGGCUCGCCCUGUACUGCGUCCUCCUCGGCUUGGUGAUGGGGCUCAACAACUUGCUCUAUUCCUGUGGCACGUCCUAUUUGCCCGUGUCCACCACAUCGCUGCUCCUCUCCAUGCAACUGGCAUUCACGCUGGCACUCGCCGCGGCCCUUGUCCGCACGCCGCUUUCCUUUGCAAACGUCAAUGCCGUCGUGCUCCUAACACUCUCGUCCCUGCUGCUCGCGCUCCGACAUGGAGCGGGUGGCGGUGGUCGCUCGGACUCCGGAGACACUACCAGCCCGGACUACAUGGUCGGGGUUGCGGCUACCCUUGGUGCCGCGCUUCUAUUCGCGCUCUACAUGCCGGCGGCCGAGCUCGUGUACCGGCAUGGCGGGGUGACGGGCCUCCGGAUGGUUGUAGAGGCACAGGUGAUUAUGGAGGCGGUGGCGACUGCUUUGUCAGCGGUAGGGGUGGCUGUAUCCACAAGCGGUAACUGGCCAUGGACUGGCGUGGAGGAGACGUGGGACCUGUCGCCGGCAGCCUACUACGCGGUGAUUGGGGCGACCGUCCUAAGCUGGCAGCUGUGCUUCUUUGGCACGGCGGGCACGGUCUAUCUGACCACGUCACUGCACGGCGGCAUCUGCAUGACGGCCCUGCUCGCGGUGAACGUUGCAGGCGGCGUGGUGGUGUUUGGGGACGAGUUCAGUGCUGAGAAAGCCGUCGCGAUGCUGCUCUGCCUCUGGGCCUUCUCGUCGUACGUCUAUGGGGAGUACAAGAAAGGGUAUAAGUUGCUGGAGGGGGGAAAUCAGGUCAAUGAGAUUCUAGAUCGGGUUUAGUUUUUAUCCUGACAGAAAAUGUAAAUGUUCUAAGUAUUUUCCCCACUGUGUUCUGAAUUUUGCACAUAUUGUGAAGUCUUUGUCGUAGAAUUAGAGAAUUGCAGCGCACUAAUCAACUAGAAUUAGAGAGAAAAAAAAAAGAUUUGGAACAAGAACACAAAUACAUUCUAGAGCCUCUCAACUUCAUUAUAUUUGUUUGGGGCCAACAGGCCCUCAUCCUCUUGUAUAUACAACACUCCCCCGUACACACUUGACCGCGUCCAUUCAUGUCUCGUUAAAAACUCUCUCCAAAAACCCAUUGAAAAGAAACAAUAUGAAGGAAAAUAGUAG
Phragmites australis (common reed) is the source of this 1614-nucleotide messenger RNA. RefSeq names its product probable purine permease 4. The record is from RefSeq and is a predicted model, not a curated record. Gene Ontology annotation, cellular component: membrane. Bases 85 to 1284 code for a protein of 399 amino acids. The transcript has a single exon. Gene Ontology annotation, molecular function: purine nucleoside transmembrane transporter activity. NCBI's taxonomy places the organism in Eukaryota, Viridiplantae, Streptophyta, Magnoliopsida, Poales, Poaceae.